Messenger RNA from Morus notabilis, 1061 nucleotides. RefSeq lists its product as uncharacterized. The record is from RefSeq and is a predicted model, not a curated record. NCBI's taxonomy places the organism in Eukaryota, Viridiplantae, Streptophyta, Magnoliopsida, Rosales, Moraceae. Bases 287 to 565 code for a protein of 92 amino acids. The transcript has 4 exons.
UGUUCUGAAAAUUGUGUUUUGGCCCCUUAAUUCUUCCUCUUUUUCAUCUCGCUCUCGCCUUUUUUGCCCUUUCCACUUCCUCCUCUGGUCGAUCUCUCUCUCUCCGCGAAAGCACAACUGAAGUUUAUCUCCUGGGCUGUACCACCGAACUUUCCACCGACAAGGAGGCAAAUUUCUCCGGCGAAACUUUUUGGAGCUAGGAGAAGUCUUGUAGAGAUCAUUUUGAGGUCAUUUUGAGGCAUUCUACGUAUGUGAUAAGGAUUGUGGAUAGGAGAUUUUACUGAGGAUGGAAUCGCACAAAACUCAACCCGAGAAGCAGUCAUCUGCUGCAACAAAGCCACCUGUCUCUUCAUGUCGAAAGAAGAAGAGCGAGGAGGCCACUUUCUUGGAGGAUGUCAAGGAUCACAUCGAUGAGUUCAUACAUGCAUCCAUGGAUGAGCAUAAAACUUGCUUCAAGAAGACCAUCCAAAAGAUGUUUGGAAUGUCAAAAAUUGUUGCUGAAAGGAGUUCUGAAGCUGAGGGAGUUGAAAGUUCUCUGCCCCUUAAAACAACAGUUGGAAACUAGGAUCUCUUCCUAUGACAGUCAAGUCUAGAAGUUUAGGGACAUGUCUUGCCUUUGUUGUCAUAUGAAUACAUUUUCGUACUGGACAUGAAAGUUUUAGUGCAUCAAUUUCAGUUGGACUAGCUUAGCUGAGUAGGGGAUUUUGAACGGAGCAUUCCUUUGUGUUCCGAUAGGAAUUUUUUCCCGUCAGACACAAAAAGUGGGCCCACUCGUGGGUCCAUAUGGAUCCCACCAUGUGGAGCCUACUCUGUGUUUGAGCCCACUCUGUGUUUGAUGGGGAUUAGUCCCCAUCAAAAGGCAAAGGGGUUUCCUUUUAAACGAGUAUUAAGCUGUUUUGCAAGUUGCUUCCACACGAAGUGGCUUCACUGUUUAUAGGUGUAAAUAGAUAGUGAAUUUCAGUUUUAACCGUUGACUUUGAGUCUCAAACUGGUUUAGCUGCGGAAUCUCUUGUUGAAUGCCAUGACCAGUGCAAUAUAAAUGGGUCAAGAAAUUGCAUUUG